CCGCCCCGUCCACCGCACAAACGUCCUUCGUCCCCCCUAUUUAAGGCCGUCCCCUCGCCGCCGCCUCCGCUGCCACGGACGCCGACGCAAGCCCAGCCACAAACCCCCACCCCGCCGUCCGCCGCGGCUUCGUCCGGGAAGGAAGGAAGGCGGGCAGCCGGGAAAGGGAAGUUCCCCCUUCCCUUCCCUUCCGUUUGAGGAGCCCUCCAGACCCUUCCGCCAUCCGGGUUGUCUCGCCGGGUCUGGCAUCACGGCUGCCGCGGCGGACCCCGCGCGCGGCGCCCCGGCUGCGCAGGUGGAGCCGCACGGCGGACGCGGCGCGCUACCCUCGGCCGGGGGCAGCCCCUCCGACCUCCUCUUCCUCGCCGGCGGCGGCCGCCUCCUUCUCUGAUUGGCUGCGUCGCGGGCCCGCCUGCGGUGACUGCUAACCCCGCUUAGGCACAAAUCAGUAACGAUACCCCGUAGACGCUAGAAGCUGUUGGAAGGAGGAGAUGGAGGUGAAGCUGACGAUCAAGAGGGUGCCGACGGUGCUGUCCAACUACCAGGAGGAAGGAGGCGGUGCGGGCUGCGGCCGGAACUGCCUCGGGGAUUGCUGCUUGCCUGCUUCCAAGCUUCCCCUCUACGCUUUCAAGGCCAGCAACCAAAACAAGUUUGCACAGGAGGAUGGGCUCCCCACCGAUUUCUUCCUCAAUUCUCUCCUCCUGGGCCAGUGGGAGGACAGGAUGGCCCAAGGCCUAUUCCGGUAUGAUGUCACAGCCUGCGAGACCAAGGUCAUUCCCGGUGAACUUGGAUUUGUUGCACAGCUCAAUGAAGGCCGCCACCUGAAGAAGCGACCUACCGAGUUCCGUGUUGACCGUGUGCUCCAGCCAUUCCAUUCUGCCAAGUUUAACUUUACCAAGGUUGGCCAGGAGGAGGUUCUGUUCCGGUUUGAGAAUGGUGGUGGUGACAGCAGUUAUUUCCUUGCAAAUGUCCCAAACACCGAAAGUAGCCAUCCUCCCAGCGUUGUUGCGAUCAAUGUGAGCCCGAUCGAGUAUGGUCACGUGCUUCUCAUUCCUCGCGUGCUUGACCGCUUGCCUCAGCGAAUUGACCCUGAAAGCUUCCUGCUUGCACUGCACAUGGCAGCUGAGGCUGCAAGCCCAUACUUUAGGCUUGGUUACAACAGCUUGGGUGCCUUUGCCACUAUCAACCAUCUCCACUUCCAGGCAUACUACUUAUCAGUACCUUUUCCUGUUGAGAAAGCGCCUACCAAGAAGAUCCCCCUUGCCAAGUGUGAGCUCAAGAGUGGAGUAAAGGUGUCAAAGCUGAUGAAUUUCCCUGUGAGAGGGCUGGUAUUUGAGAGAGGGAACACACUGAAAGAUUUGGGUGAUGUGGUUACCAAUGCUUGCAUUUGGCUUCAAGACAAUAAUGUUCCUUUCAAUGUCCUCAUCUCUGAUUCUGGUCAAAAGAUCUUCAUAUUCCCUCAGUGCUAUGCUGAGAAGCAGGCCCUCGGUGAAGUGAGCCAGGAUCUCCUGGACACACAGGUGAACCCUGCAGUGUGGGAGAUAAGUGGCCACAUUGUUCUAAAACGGAGGGCGGACUUCGAGGAGGCAUCAGAGGCUUCGGCCUGGAGGCUUCUUGCCGAAGUCUCCCUGUCGGAGGAGCGAUUUGAGGAGGUGAAGGCAUGCAUCUUUCAGGGCACUGGCCUCACUGAAUCUGAUGAAGAGGAUGAAACCAAUGAGGAGUCUCCUUACGCAUCGUCAUCCUCUGCCCCAGUCGCAUCUUCGCACAUACCGGAAGGCUGCCUCGUCCUUCAGUGAGACAGCAAAGAACAUCAGACAUCGAUGGAAUUCACUAGGUUCACACUAGUUGUGUCUGCUGGUGUUACACAGAUCCUGGUGAUUCUACUGUGACUCUUCCUGCCUGCUACUUAUGGCUUGAUCUUUAGCUGUUGUUGUGGGCUUGUUGCUGGUACUCAUACUGUGCAGAGUAUUAUUAAGCACAUGAUGCGUGUUGGCUUGUUUAGAGCUGACAUGGAUUACUGUGUUCAUUUUCUGUCACUGCGGACUGCUUGCGUUGCUUCGAGACUUGUAUUGUUCGUCUCCAAGGUUGCCGUAAGCAUGUUUUGUUCAGACUGUCGUCUGAUUUCCAGCAGGAGAGCUUCAGAAUCACCGAACCA
Molecule: messenger RNA, 2155 nt
Organism: Brachypodium distachyon (stiff brome)
Lineage: Eukaryota; Viridiplantae; Streptophyta; Magnoliopsida; Poales; Poaceae
Product: GDP-L-galactose phosphorylase 2
Exons: 6
Coding region: 492-1796 (434 amino acids)
Biological process (GO): glucose metabolic process
Cellular component (GO): cytoplasm
Molecular function (GO): GDP-D-glucose phosphorylase activity
Source: RefSeq, a predicted model, not a curated record